Molecule: messenger RNA, 698 nt
Organism: Trichomycterus rosablanca
Lineage: Eukaryota; Metazoa; Chordata; Actinopteri; Siluriformes; Trichomycteridae
Product: V-set domain-containing T-cell activation inhibitor 1
Exons: 4
Coding region: 15-698 (227 amino acids)
Biological process (GO): regulation of cytokine production; T cell receptor signaling pathway
Cellular component (GO): external side of plasma membrane
Molecular function (GO): signaling receptor binding
Source: RefSeq, a predicted model, not a curated record
UGCUGUUUGUGUCCAUGUUCAGCCACAUUUUCGGCUCACAUGCAGAUCCUUUCAGAGUGAUGGUACCAGCAAACCAUCUGGUGGCAGUCCGAGGUCAUCAUGUUAUUCUGGGCUGCGAGUUUUCCCCUGACCUCGGUCCUCACUAUAAUCUUUCAAAUCUUGUGGUGACCUGGCAGCGGCAGGAGGACAAUGAUGUAGUUCAUAGCUAUUAUUAUGAGAAGGACCAGUUGGAACACCAGAGCCCUAGGUAUAGGGGCCGUACAGCACUGUUUGUGAACAAACUGGCCAGGGGAAAUGCUUCACUCCACUUAGAGCAAGUAGCUUUAAGUGAUGAAGGACGCUACCUCUGCACAGUGAGCACGGACAUGGGAACAGAGAAAGCAGAGUUACGGCUGGACUAUGGAGCGUUCUACAACGACCUAAGAUUGAGCAUUAAUGUCAAGUCCCCUGAUAUUUUGGUGCAGUAUGAGGCGAAGGGAUUUCCUGCACCAGAAGUGAUGUGGAUAGGAGAACAUGGCGAGAACAUAAGCAAUCAUACACAGACCUCUUUGCAAAUAGAUCAAGAAGAUGGACUUUAUCUUUUUAAAAGCAGCUACGUGGCACCAAGUAACCCUCUCAACUUCACCUUUGUUUUGCAAAACAAGCUUCUUCAUCAGCACCUUGAAAUGCCUGUCAGUUACAGCUACGAAGUUUGCUAA